AUGAAGGGUGUAGAUAGCUCUACAGCAAACGAAGACGGGAUGCAAAACAAACCAAUAAUAACAUGCGCGGGAGACUGGAACUUGUUUUGCACCCUGGAAGCUCCGUUGGUUGCAGCAAUUCCUCAGGAUUCCUGUGAAUGGCGAAGGUCUUUUGGGAGGAUUACAAAAUUCGUUUAUUUAGAGGCAUCCUUCAUAAAAUAUAAUAAGGACAAAGUGCAACCAGAACUAAAUUUAUUGAAACGUCCUAUAUUACAUAUUUAUUGGACUGAUUGUGUGGACAUAGAAUAUUACAAAACAACUCUUAGGGAAGAUAUAGAAAUAUGGUUCAAACAAUUAGAAAAAAAUAAUGUAUCUGACUGGAUGAUUGUUUUAGUGGAAACUUACGAUAUAAGGAAAACAAAUAAACUUUUACCAAGAACAACAGUUCUUGAUAAAGUUAAAGGAGAUUUUGCUAUAAAGCAGACAGAAGAUAGAUUUAUAUCUGUAAUUAAUCCUAUUAAGUCAGAGGCCAGAAGUGCGGAGUCAUGGAGAGCGUUAGUUGCAAAAUUACGGCAUUUAGUUUUAGUAUCCUAUAAUAAAGCAUUAAAUAAGUUUGAGGAAUAUAUGAGAGAACAGAGAGAAAAAAGAAAUGACCCAGAAUGGGAUUAUUGUAAAUAUUUUAUUUUGCAGGAGCAAUUAGCAUUUGUGCUUGAAAUGCUUGGCUUAUAUGAAGAAGCUCUAGUCCAAUAUGAUGAGUUAGAUGCUUUAUUUUCUCAAUUUGUACUCAAUUCUAAUGUAACAGAAAGUCCUAAAUGGCUUGACACAUUUAAACAACAAAUUACAUCAUGGCAAGCCAUCAGACUGACAACAACUGUGCCAAUGCAUUUAAGGGAACUUAUAAUUAAACAAAAAGCCUCUCUAUUAGACUUUAGGAGCUAUUUAUUUCAACGACAGAGUGCCAUGUUAUUACUUACUGAAAAACCUGAGGAGGUCGCGUCCCGCUGUAUAAGCACAGUACACAAUACACUUGUGGAGUUAUCAUUACUGGGGGCACCGUCAAUAGAUGGCGCUUCGGCGUGUUGGGCACAUUUGGCUUGCGUUGAAACGUUGCGCGUGUGUGAAGCGUGCACUGAUAUGCAAGCUCCCUUGUUGCAUAAUGCUAAAGAUAAGCUUCACGAGCUCGGCAAGCUGUGUGGCCUACUCCCUGGUUCUCCGGAACCUACAUCGGAACAGCUCCACCUGGUUGUUAUGCUGUCAGCCGGAAUGGGGGAUACAGAGACAAAUAAUAAUUCCCCAACCGUGAGGCUGAAGGAGGCUUUAUGCAGUAGUACAUCCUUUCAGCAGUACUAUUUGGAGUUAGCCGAAUUGGCUAUGGGGACGUAUAAGCAUAUUGGAAGAUUAAGAUUUGCUCGUCAAAUUGGUAGAGACUUAGCGGCAUUCUAUUCGGAGUUAGGUGAGACCAGUAAAGCGGUUGUAUUUCUCGUGGACGCGUUAAGAUCUUACGAGGAACAAGGCUGGCAUGAACUUGCAGCUCAAACGAGGCUCGAAUUGGUCGCCGCUGCCAAGAAAAUGAAUGAUUUUGACAGAUACACAACACUAUCAGCAAAGAUUGCAAGUACAGCUGAACUAGAGAUCCUAGUCAGAAAUUUCUUCUUUGAGGAAAUGAUGAAGUCAAUCAAACAAAAUCUCACAGAUAAAGAUUCAGUCCAAACGGACCUUAGCGAUUGCUUUCGACUUAUUACCUCAACCCUAUUGCCGUCCGAACGUGGUUAUAUCACAGAAAAUAAGGUUCAAUGUAAACUGGUUUUUGAGAGUGUUCUCCCAAAAGACGUUGUGUGUACGAAAGCGACCAUUUGUAUAGACCCCUGUGAGGUAGAGAAGACGCCGGUGAAAAAUAAGACUGAUUUAGGUAUACAGGCUAGUCCGAAAAAGUCUAGUGAUGAUGUUUCUAGUUUUAGUUCAAGUAUAAGACUGGAUGACUUAAAACCCAAGAAUCCUCUAUUAGAUCCAAUGCAGUUCACCUCAAAACUCCAUUUUAAAGAAGAUAAAUCCCUUCAAAAGGCCACUAUAGAAUGUCAUAACCCAAAAAUGAUAUUAAAACGAUCGGACAGCACGAAGUAUCGUAAACCAGUUCCACAAGUCAAAUCUAACUGCGAAUUUUACCUCACGUGUACUGACUUCAUAAUAAAACCAGGUUUAAAUGAAGUAUUAUUUGAGUGUAUACCGACCAAAUGCGGGGUGUUUAAGCUCGGUGUAAUAUCUUUAUUAGUCGAGGGGAAAAUAGACUUUAUAUCUGAUGUAUUAAGUUCCAAAAUGGGUUUUGAAGUGAUAACACAAGGCGUGAGCGUGUAUUUGAAUAAAGUUGAGCCAAAGAAGGAUUUAGUUGCGGGUUUGGAACACGAUAUGGAGCUAGUUGUUACUAAUGGUUGUUCGAGGAUGGACGAGAAUACAACAAUACACCUUAAAGCCUCGUCGGGCCUUCAUCUCCGAUAUGGAGUGAAUUCCUUACUAUCCCGGGAAUUAACGAUACCAGUGGAGGCAUCAGAACCGUUCCAUACUACGAAAAUUCCUUUACGAUUGUUCGCUGUUUUGUUACCGAAGAGGGAAAAAAGUAUUGAACACACGGUGUGGCUAACCUGCCCCUGGUUAGAGUCAAUAAUGGAGGUCCCUCUACAUUUCUCUCCUCCUAUGAUAGCUGCCUGGAGGCUCCUCACCUCAAAUACUCGAAAGUUCGUCCAUGUCACUCUAAAGUCUACAGUCGGACAUCUCAUACAUCUGGUAUUGACAGAGCCUAAGUUGGAUUGUGACGGCAACAUAACUGUGUCCAAUCUUAAUCCAAAAGCACAUGAUGAUAUGAAAAUAUCAUCAGACGGAACAACAGCAUCGUUUAUGUGGGAACUACUGAAAGAUCCUUUGGUUAAAGCUGGUCCUAUGAAGGCUACAUUCACUAUACAAUACCGAUUGGAAGAUGAAAAGGUCUCACGUACGUUCACGUGCCCGAUCGACAUACAAGAUUGCACGACACUGUUCGUUAUACGAACGAAAUUGGAGCCGGGAAAAGGAUCGGAUUUCUGCAGAGCAAGUCAAGUGUGCUGUCUGCAUUUGAGCGUUCAGAGGGUAAAUGAAACUGAAUACACAUCAUUGAUGUAUGAGGUGCUGGCUGAUCAGACUAUGUGGGCAGUCUUAGGGAGAACUGCAGGUGUAAUAUCAAUGGAUUCGUCCACCGGCGAGCCUCAAAACGUAACAUUAGAUGUGAUGCCACUCAUGGCAGGGUAUCUGCCGCUACCAACCGUCCGAUUGUCCAAAUACAUCGCUGCUAAUACCAAAGAUCCCAAAAAGGAUAUUUCAGCGCAUCCCCGGUUAGAACCAUUUGGUCCAGGUCAAGUGUAUCACGCGGGUAAAACAAAACAAGUACAUGUAUUGGCGCCUGCGCCUAAGGAACAUCUGGAUAUUGUUGUUUGA
Molecule: messenger RNA, 3441 nt
Organism: Pieris macdunnoughi
Lineage: Eukaryota; Metazoa; Arthropoda; Insecta; Lepidoptera; Pieridae
Source: the annotation of a GenBank genome assembly